AAAGAGGGGAGGAAGGUUUUCACGGCUCGCUCAGUGUUGCCUAGCAGCCAGGCUCAGGACUCCGGCUACUCCACUCCACUUCACUUCACUCCACUCCACUUUGGCUACUUUUUUACGGGCUUAUCGAGGAAGCGCGCGCGGACAUUUCCCCUCCUCAGUCCUGUCUGUGUGUCAGUCAUUUGUCUCGCAGUCUCUAUGCCAAACAUGGCCCAGAGCGUGACUCUAAAGGGACCCUCUCCCUGGGGCUUUCGGCUGGUGGGAGGACGGGAUUUCAGCACUCCGUUAACCAUCUCCAGGGUAACACCAGGCAGCAAGGCGGCCCAGGGCGACCUGUGUCCAGGCGACACCAUCCUGGCCAUCAACGGUGACAGCACGGAGCACAUGACACACAUGGACGCUCAAAACCGGAUCAAAAACUGCGUUCAGCAGCUCACGCUCAACAUCAUCAGGUCGGGAUCAGGAGACAGAGUGUGGUCGCCAACUCUUAGCGAAGAUGGCAAGACAAGCCCUUACAUGGAGCCUGACUCACAGAAUUUCCGUCCCAUCACCAGUGGACACAGCGGUUACAGCCGCAAAACUUCAUACACACCUGAGCUACAGUCCCCUCAGCCGACUCAGCUGACCCAGCCGACCCCACCGACCCCGCUGACCCCGCUGACCCAGCCCGCUCACAUGAACAACGGACACUCCAAACCGCCGAGCUACAGCCCCACCUCCGUGUACGGAAAUGGAUCCGGGCACAACCAGUACAACAACCCGGCGGGACUGUACGGCGGCGGCAGCGGCAGCAACGGCGACCGACAUCUGCCCAACAAGAUGGGGAACCUCAGCCUUAGCACCACGCACAGCCCAGAGCCUCCCGUGCACUCUCCCACGGGCCGCAACGGUGUCGACACACAGUCGGACGUCUACAAGAUGUUGCAGCACUACGAGGAGCCCGCCUCUCAACCCAAACAGUCCGGCUCCUUCAAAUAUCUCCAGGGAAUCCUGGAGGCCGAGGACGGAGGUGUGUCUCCGACAGAGAGAAUGAGAAGCCUGAGGUCUCCGGUCCGAUCCCCAAUCCCCAAACUGGGAAGCCCCAUUCCCACCGUUCCCAGCCCCAUGCCUGGUCUUCAGAAGCUGCCCCAGUGCACACGCUGCUGUAACGGCAUUGUUGGCACCAUCGUGAAGGCCAGGGACAAGCUCUACCACCCCGACUGCUUCAUGUGCGACGACUGCGGCGUCAACCUCAAGCAGCGCGGCUACUUCUUCAUCGAGGACAGUCUGUACUGCGAGACCCACGCCAUGGCGCGCGUGCAGCCGCCCGAGGGCUACGACGUGGUCGCCGUGUACCCCAACUCCAAGGUGGAGCUCGUCUGAUGUCGUCGCGUAUCUGCUAUGAUAACGUUAAACCCGGGAAACACAAAAAUUACUGAGCGUCGUAGCCUCACGUGUAUCAGGUUCUGUCGGUCUUGGACCGGCGUGUCUGCGACGACAGAGCCGACUCAUGCUAUGUAUAUUCAGCAUUUUCACACCUGAAAACUCCCAAAAACUCCAUUUACAAUCUGACAGUCGUCAUCUCUCAAUCAGCGAUGUAGCAUAUAUAUAUAAAUAACUGUGUUUUACCAGAUUAUCUCGUAUGAUAAACAUGGAAUGAGAUUGAUGCGAAACAAAACAAACACAAAUCCGAAACACUACGCCAGCAGCCGUCUGUUUUCUCACUGACAUUUAAAUCACCAGCAUCAUAUUCAUCAUAACAUUGUAUCACUGUCUGUGUUUGUGCCUUCUGAGUGAUGGUGCAGUGACGUGUCGUUUAGAGUUUUGAUUCAGGUCAUUUCAUUUCUAAACUAUCUUGCAGUUUUUACUCCUGUUGCAGUUUUGACUUUCGCAGAACAUACUACUACUUUUCAGACUUUUAUCACAGAGGAUCACCUCGAGUUAAGUUCACUUUUCAGUUAACCGUCAAUAACUAUAGUUCACUAUGUGCGGCAGUGCGCUUCAGGGUGCAGGUUUUUAACUAUAGCCUAAAAUCUCUUUGUAGAGUGAUGUAAGUGAUGAACACGCCCUGACAGGUAGACAAAGGACAUGUCAUUUUAGGAUUUGUGAGCGUCUAAAUCUACAGAAACGGUUUCCAGCUUGUGAUCACAACAGCCGAUAACUCGGCAAAUCUCCAUUUCAGAGAUUUGACAUUUUCAACAAUGAAGAUAGAAGAAUUCAGGUUACGUACAAAAGAGAACGCAGCUGGGUGUUUUAAUUCAAGAACACCUGACGUUAACACACCAAUAAUCUAAUAAACCAUAGGAACAUGUCAGAAACUCCUAAAGUGGCAAGAGCAGAGAUUCACGACGAUGACGUAUAGACUGGUUUCCUCUUUAUGGAAGAUUGGAAAAAGACGGGGGGGUUUAUCGUAUAGUUUUAACUUUAAUUUAGAAAUGACAUCUACAUUUCCUGAGAGAGCGAGGAAGGGAAGGACAAGGGAGCAGUGAACAGGAGAGGUGACACACAUUCAGAGAAACGUGUCAUUAUCGCUGCAUCGCUCUCAGCAUGUUGUGAAUAGUGGGGGUGAAUCUGGGGUGAAUAAGAGUAAUAAGAAUGUUUUUGGUGUUUAUUUCCAUCAUUUCUCUUUUUCCUUUUCUAAAUGUCAACCGUGUUGUGUAGCCACUGGUAUGCCACCUGUACUAGUCCACUUGUAAAUGAUGUGAAAAAAUUAUAUUGCCACAACGUUGUUGUCUCUCUGGUCUUGUAUAUAUUUGUUCUAUUGUUGAUCGACUUUAAUACGUUAGUAAGUAAGUAACACGACGUCACUCACAUGCCUCUGCAUCGUCUGUGUCUAUGAAUGAAUGAAUGAUUGAAUGAAUGAAUGAAUGAGUGAUUUUCUCUUACACAGCGUCGUCAUCAUCUUCUUAACUUAUUUUUCUACCAACACAUGAUGUUUCUGGAUAUUUUCCUGUGUGCUUUUUUGUUUCUAAACUCUAAAUAAAAUGAGAAGUGCAUCGA
Molecule: messenger RNA, 2976 nt
Organism: Solea solea (common sole)
Lineage: Eukaryota; Metazoa; Chordata; Actinopteri; Pleuronectiformes; Soleidae
Gene: pdlim4
Product: PDZ and LIM domain 4
Exons: 7
Coding region: 196-1359 (387 amino acids)
Biological process (GO): heart development; actin cytoskeleton organization; muscle structure development
Cellular component (GO): Z disc; stress fiber; adherens junction
Molecular function (GO): actin binding; muscle alpha-actinin binding
Source: RefSeq, a predicted model, not a curated record